This is a messenger RNA of Cheilinus undulatus (humphead wrasse), 2326 nucleotides long. RefSeq names its product coiled-coil domain containing 93 (gene ccdc93). The record is from RefSeq and is a predicted model, not a curated record. Lineage: Eukaryota; Metazoa; Chordata; Actinopteri; Labriformes; Labridae. Bases 29 to 1948 code for a protein of 639 amino acids. The transcript is spliced from 24 exons. Gene Ontology annotation, biological process: Golgi to plasma membrane transport.
GGCUUCUUCAUCAACAGUGUAAUUCAAUAUGGCGGCUGCUUCGUCUGUUUUCCACAGGGUGAGAGCUGGCUCAAAAAUAGGAGCACAAUAUGACCAAGACGGAAACCUCAUCCAGGUGGAAACCCGUGAGGAUGAGGAGCAGAGCAUCAAGCUGGCUGAGAUCCUGGAGCUCCUGCUGGCUGCUGGAUACUUCAGGGCCCGCAUUAAAGGACUGUCGCCCUUUGAUAAGGUGGUCGGUGGUAUGACCUGGUGCAUCACUACGUGUAACUUUGACAUCGAUGUGGAUCUUCUUUUCCAAGAGAACUCAACCAUUGGUCAAAAAAUAGCUUUGACAGAGAAAAUAGUGUCUGUGUUACCAAAGAUGAAAUGUCCUCAUCGCCUGGAGCCACAUCAGAUCCAAGGGUUAGAUUUCAUCCACAUUUUUCCAGUCAUACAGUGGCUGGUGAAAAGAGCCAUAGAGACUCGGGAGGAGAUGGGCGACUAUGUGAGAACAUACUCUAUCUCUCAGUUCAACAAGACCCACAGCCUUCCAGAGGAUGAAGAGUUUAAUCAGAGGAAAGACAAGGCUAAGAAGGCUGUCCUCGAUGUGUUGGACGUGUACAAACCUCAGAGGAGGUACAGGAGGCAGAGAGACGCAGGAGAGCUGCUGGAUGAGGAGUCCAGAGUUCACUCCACUCUGCUCGAAUAUGGCAGAAUGUCAGAUUUCCUGCUGCGAUAUGGAUUCAGCAAACAGUCCCAACAAGACCAGGUGGAUGACAGGAAGGCUGUGCUGGCCUCUCAGUCGGCCCCUCCAGGGAUGGCCGAGGUGUCAGAGGAAGCCAACUUUCAGGCAGCAGAAGAGAUGAGAAUCAAAACCCUGAUGACGAGCAUGGCUGCCAUGGCAAGUGAAGAGGGGAAGCUGACAGCGAGUGCAGUGGGUCAGAUCGUUGGACUGCAGUCAGAAGAAAUCAAACAGAUCGCCUCAGAGUACGCUGAGAAGCAGUCGGAGCUGUCCUCAGAGGAGCGAUCAGAGCGUUACGGCCCGCUGCAGCAGCACCGCCGAGCCGUGGCCUCACUUAACAAACAGAUCGAGCAGAAGACCAAACAGCUGGAGGAGCUACAAGCCAAGCAUGCAGAGGUGAAAGCUGGCUGUGAUGAGGCAAAGAGGAAACUGGCAGAGGCUACAGAGCAGUCUGAGAAAGUGGAGAAAGAGCUGAAGUCUUUAGAGGAGCUGGAGGAGCAGUCUGACAGCAGUCUCCUGGAGAAGCUGAGAGCUCUGGUGGCAAUGAAUGAAAACCUGAAGCAGCAGGAGCAGGAGUUUCGCACACACUGUAGAGAGGAGAUGACCCGUCUGCAGCAGAACAUCGAGGAGCUGAAGACGGCAUCAGGUCAAGACACAGAGGAGGAGAAGGAGAGGAACCAGCUGAUAGACAAACAGUACAACACAGACAGAGAGAAACUGCAGAAGAUCCGCCUGGUCAUGGCUCGCAGGAACCGUGAGAUCGCCAUCCUGCAGAGAAAGAUCGACGAUGUGCCGAGCCGGGCCGAGCUGACUCAGUACCAGAAGAGAUUUAUUGAACUUUACAGCCAGGUUUCUGCAACGCACAAAGAAACCAAACAGUUCUUCACUCUUUACAACACACUGGAUGACAAGAAGGUUUACCUGGAGAAAGAGGUCAAUCUGUUGAACUCCAUCCAUGACAACUUCCAACAAGCCAUGUCAUCUUCAGCAGCUAAGGAGCAGUUCCUCAGACAGAUGGAGCAGAUAGUGGAGGGAAUCAAACAGAGUCGCAUCAAGAUGGAGAGGAAGAAACAAGAGAACAAAAUGAGGAGAGAUCAGCUGAAUGACGAGUACCUGGAGCUGCUUGACAAACAGAGGCUUUACUUCAAGACGGUCAAAGACUUUAAAGAGGAGUGUCGGAAGAACGAGAUGCUGCUGUCCAAGCUGAGAGCUAAAGGAGCCUCUUAGCCCGUUAGACCCGGUAAACUGUGAAUAAAAUGUGUGAUUAAACGAGCGAACUGAUCAGAGAUGAGCUACAGAUUUAUUUUAACAUUCCAUCAUUUGUUUCAUCAUCAUUAUAAUCAGCUGUCUUUAUAAUCCAGCACUUAUGACACGCACAUUUGCACUGAAUUCUUCAAAGCUGCCAAACUAGGCUGACUGAAAACUGUUUAGAAAGUCAGAAGUGUUUCUUACUUUUCUGUCAGCUCUUUCUCCUUAAUCAUGCUUUAGCAACAUUUCUUCAUCUGUGCCUCUGAUGUUUAAAUCCACCUCAUGUCUUAGUUUCUGUCACCAGUGACCUUGUAUGUCAAGCAGUGUUUAAUAAAAGAGCCUUUGUAUCGACCUUUA